Molecule: messenger RNA, 6567 nt
Organism: Peromyscus maniculatus bairdii (prairie deer mouse)
Lineage: Eukaryota; Metazoa; Chordata; Mammalia; Rodentia; Cricetidae
Source: RefSeq, a predicted model, not a curated record
UGUGGUUAGCUUGAUCUGUGCCUCUUGCCCACACUACGCCUUCCACACUCAGGCUGGCCUCCAUGACUCUUUCUAACAAAUGGGCUGCCAUAGGUACAAACCAUGUCUAGAAUCUUAGGACCCUGGAGGUUAUCUGUAUUAGUAACUUCAUUGUUCAGAAGAGGAAAUGAGCCUGAGGAGGGUUAUUCAAGGAGCCAGUCAGCACCCAGCUUCCUGACGCUAUGCCCCAUGGUGCUUCUUUCAUUGUCUUUAAAGACCAUGGAAGGCUGGUAGGUUACCAGCAAUUACAUCACAUCCUGCUUAAUAAGUAGUGGUUGCCAUGGAAGCAAAGGUACCGAUGAUUCCUCUCCUGCAUGAUGUUUAGCUACCUAUCGAUCGUGUUUUCUGUUGUGACCAUUGUUACACAGUUGGUUAACGCAGUCAUGUGUUGCAUAACAAUGUUUUGGUCAAUAACAGACAAUAAAUAUAAUGGUGAUUCAUAAAAUUAUAGUAGAGCUGAAAACUUCCUGUGGCCUCCUGCUAGAUUUGUGGCUAUCAUAAUGUUGUCUAUAAAACACUACUUGUGGCUGCAGCCCACCGGCCCGGCGGCCGCUGAGCAGUCGCUGAAGCUCGCUUCCUUGAGCGGCGGCCGGCCCGCCUCUCCGCCCUCCCGCUCCGCCCUCGCCUUCCUGCGGCCGGCCGGCCCGGCCCUACAUGGGGGCGGGCCUCCGCAACACGGGUUUGGCUUCCUGUUCAGAGGCGGCCUUGCGCUAGGUGGCCGCCACACUGCCUGCGCCCGCCUCGGUGCGGUCACCGAGCCCGGGAGGAAGCUCCAGGGCCGCAUCUCGGGCGGUUGCUCCAAGCCGGGCUGUGCGCCGCCAUGGCCUCAGUGCAGCUGGAGAACCACCAGCUGAUCCCUCCGGACGGCGGCGGCGGUGGCGGCGGCGGCGGCGGCGGCGGCAGCGGCUCAGCGUCUGUCCCGGUUCCUCCGCCUCCUGGAGCCGCGGUGGCGGCGGCAGCUGCGGCCGCGGCUAGCCCUGGUUACCGGCUUCGCACGCUCAUCGAAUUUCUCCUCCACCGGGCCUACUCGGAGCUCUUGGUAUUGACGGACUUACUGCCAAGGAAAUCGGACGUGGAAAGGAAAGUAGAAAUUGUCCAGUUUGCUAGCCGGACACAUCAACUCUUCGUUCGAUUAUUAGCUUUAGUAAAGUGGGCUAAUGACGCUGGCAAAGUCGAGAAGUGUGCGAUGAUCUCGAGCUUUUUAGAUCAACAAGCUCUCUUGUUUGUGGACACUGCUGAUCGCUUGGCCUCCUUAGCUAGAGAUGCACUGGUCCAUGCACGCCUGCCUAGUUUUGCUAUCCCAUAUGCCAUUGAUGUGCUGACUACUGGCUCUUAUCCACGACUGCCAACCUGCAUCAGGGAUAAAAUUAUUCCUCCAGACCCAAUUACCAAAAUUGAGAAACAAGCCACACUUCAUCAGCUUAAUCAAAUUCUUAGACAUAGGCUUGUAACAACAGAUCUUCCUCCACAGCUAGCAAAUCUUACAGUGGCAAAUGGCCGUGUGAAGUUUCGAGUUGAAGGAGAAUUUGAAGCAACUUUGACAGUAAUGGGUGAUGAUCCAGAAGUUUCAUGGCGCCUUCUCAAGCUAGAAAUUCUAGUUGAGGAUAAGGAAACAGGAGAUGGCCGCGCUUUGGUUCAUAGCAUGCAAAUCGACUUUAUCCAUCAGUUGGUGCAGUCUCGGCUCUUUGCAGAUGAGAAACCUCUUCAGGACAUGUACAACUGCCUACAUUGUUUCUGCUUAUCACUUCAAUUAGAAGUGUUACAUUCCCAGACUCUAAUGUUAAUCCGAGAGAGGUGGGGCGACCUUGUCCAGGUGGAAAGGUAUCAUGCCGGAAAGUGCCUCUCUCUCUCAGUUUGGAAUCAGCAGGUUCUAGGGAGAAAAACAGGCACAGCAUCAAUUCACAAAGUCACAAUUAAAAUAGAUGAGAAUGAUGUCUCCAAGCCUUUACAGAUCUUUCAUGAUCCUCCUUUGCCAGCUUCGGAUUCUAAAUUAGUAGAAAGAGCUAUGAAGAUUGACCACUUAUCAAUAGAAAAGCUCCUGAUUGACAGUGUUCAUGCAAGAGCCCAUCAGAAGCUGCAGGAACUGAAGGCCAUUCUUAGAAGCUUCAAUGCUAAUGAAAACUCUUCCAUAGAGACUGCACUUCCAGCUCUGAUUGUUCCCAUCUUGGAGCCCAGUGGUAAUUCGGAGUGCCUACACAUUUUUGUAGAUUUGCAUUCUGGAAUGUUCCAAUUGAUGCUUUAUGGACUUGACCAGGCCACUCUGGAGGACAUGGAAAAAUCUGUGAAUGAUGACAUGAAGCGAAUCAUCCCUUGGAUACAGCAGCUUAAGUUUUGGCUUGGACAACAGCGCUGCAAACAAUCUAUAAAACAUCUGCCUGCAAUAACCACUGAAACAUUGCAGCUUUCCAACUAUUCAACGCAUCCCAUUGGAAACCUUUCCAAGAAUAAACUCUUUAUUAAACUUACCCGUCUUCCACAGUACUACAUUGUUGUGGAAAUGCUUGAGGUUCCCAGUAAGCCCACACAACUAUCGUACAAGUAUUACUUCAUGUCUGUGAGUACUGCAGAUCGUGAAGACAGCCCUGUCAUGGCACUGCUUCUGCAGCAAUUCAAGGACAACAUCCAGGACUUGAUGUCCUAUACAAAGACUGGGAAACAGAUCAAAGCUGGUACCAAGCACAAGUUGUCUGAUGACCCAUGUCCAGUAGAAUGCAAGAAAGCCAAACGAUCAGGAGAAAUGUGUGCCUUCAAUAAAGUUCUAGCUCAUUUUGUCGCUAUGUGUGACACCAACAUGCCAUUUGUCGGACUUCGAUUGGAGUUGUCCAACCUGGAGAUCCCACAUCAGGGAGUGCAAGUGGAAGGGGAUGGCUUCAGCCAUGCGAUUCGCCUAUUAAAAAUUCCUCCCUGUAAGGGAGUAAAUGAGCAAACUCAGAAGGCCCUGGACCGCUCUCUCCUUGAUUGCACUUUCCGAUUACAAGGUAGAAAUAACCGCACAUGGGUGGCAGAGUUAGUAUUUGCAAAUUGUCCGCUCAAUGGCACUUCCACCAGGGAGCAAGGACCAUCCCGGCAUGUUUACCUGACAUAUGAAAAUCUGUUAUCUGAACCUGUUGGUGGUGGAAAAGUAGUUGAAAUGUUUCUUAAUGACUGGAGCAGCAUUGCCAGAUUAUAUGAAUGUGUGUUAGAAUUUGCUCGUUCUCUACCAGACAUACCUGCUCAUCUGAAUAUUUUCUCAGAAGUUCGUGUUUAUAAUUAUCGGAAACUUAUCUUGUGUUAUGGAACCACCAAAGGAAGCUCAAUUAGUAUCCAGUGGAAUUCCAUUCAUCAGAAAUUUCAUAUUUCGUUGGGAACAGUUGGCCCAAACUCAGGUUGCAGUAACUGUCACAAUACCAUUCUCCAUCAACUUCAGGAAAUGUUCAACAAAACACCAAAUGUGGUUCAGUUGUUACAGGUGUUAUUUGAUACUCAAGCACCAUUAAAUGCCAUCAACAAACUCCCUACUGUGCCAAUGUUGGGCUUGACUCAGAGAACUAACACUGCCUACCAGUGUUUCUCCAUUCUCCCACAGUCGUCCACCCACAUCAGACUGGCCUUCAGGAACAUGUACUGCAUUGACAUAUACUGCCGUAGUCGAGGUGUUGUGGCAAUACGGGAUGGGGCCUAUAGUCUUUUUGAUAACAGCAAGUUAGUUGAAGGCUUCUAUCCUGCACCAGGAUUAAAGACGUUCCUGAACAUGUUUGUUGACAGCAAUCAGGAUGCUCGGAGAAGAUCUGUAAAUGAGGAUGAUAACCCCCCUUCUCCUAUAGGAGGUGAUAUGAUGGACUCUUUAAUAUCACAGCUCCAGCCACCUCAGCAACAGCCGUUUCCAAAGCAGCCAGGAACUUCAGGCGCUUACCCUCUUACUUCACCCCCUGCAUCCUAUCACAACACAGCUAAUCAGUCCCCGUCUAUGAUCCACACAAGGUCUCCAGGAACCCUUGACCCUAGUUCUCCAUACACUAUGGUGUCACCAAGUGGACGAGCAGGAAACUGGCCUGGGUCUCCUCAAGUGUCUGGACCCUCACCAGCAACCCGUUUGCCUGGAAUGUCACCAGCCAACCCAUCUCUCCAUUCUCCUGUCCCAGAUGCUUCUCAUUCCCCUCGAGCUGGCACAAGUUCCCAGACAAUGCCAACCAACAUGCCUCCACCUCGCAAACUGCCUCAGCGCUCCUGGGCGGCAUCCAUACCCACCAUCCUCACUCACAGUGCCUUGAACAUCUUACUGCUCCCCUCGCCGACGCCAGGCCUUGUGCCUGGCCUGGCAGGCAGUCACCUUUGUUCCCCGCUGGAGAGGUUCCUUGGGUCUGUCAUCAUGAGACGACACCUUCAAAGAAUUAUUCAACAGGAAACGUUGCAGCUGAUCAAUUCCAACGAACCUGGUGUAAUCAUGUUCAAGACAGAUGCCCUGAAAUGCAGAGCAGCCCUUAGUCCCAAAACCAACCAGACCCUUCAGCUAAAAGUGACACCUGAAAAUGCAGGACAGUGGAAACCUGAUGAGCUUCAAGUUUUGGAGAAAUUCUUUGAGACAAGAGUCGCAGGACCACCAUUUAAAGCCAACACACUUAUAGCCUUCACCAAGCUGUUGGGAGCACCAACGCACAUCCUCCGUGACUGUGUGCAUAUUAUGAAGUUGGAGCUGUUCCCAGACCAGGCAACACAGCUAAAAUGGAAUGUCCAAUUUUGCCUCACCAUCCCUCCCAGCGCGCCACCGAUUGCACCUCCUGGGACACCAGCUGUGGUGCUGAAAUCCAAAAUGCUGUUUUUCCUUCAACUAACUCAGAAAACAUCAGAACCCCAAGAACCUGUUAGUAUAAUAGUUCCAAUCAUUUAUGACAUGACUUCAGGUACCACCCAGCAGGCAGACAUUCCCAGACAGCAGAACUCUUCUGUUGCUGCGCCCAUGAUGAUCAGCAACAUUCUGAAGAGGUUUGCAGAGAUGAACCCACCACGACAAGGUGAAUGCACAAUAUUUGCAGCUGUUUGUGAUUUAAUGGCUAAUCUUACACUGCCCCCUGGUGGGCGUCCAUAGACACUAUUGUUUUUAAACCAGGAAGGCUGACAAAUGGAAAAACAACACAAACAAAAAAAGACUGAAUUCAGCCAUCAGUUUUAAAAAGGAAAAAGACUUUUUUUUUUUUUUUUUAAACCUUAAGAGCUAAAUAUUCUAAACUGGCAAAACUUUUCAGGGUGCACUUCUUUCAUCAAAAAGACCAUCAAUCUUUUGUAUAGUGAACUUGUAUAGUGUGUUUAAAUGCGACACAUUUCAAACUAGGUAACAGAUCAGUGUCCACUUGCCAGUAAUAGAUUUAAUAUUCUGUUUUAUACUAUAAAGUAAUGAAAAUGCCAAACGUGUUUAUUUAAUUGUUUUCUUAUGUUUUGGAUGUAAUGGUCUUUUUUGAUUUUUUUUUUAAAGGCAGGUCUAUCAUUUUUGAAUACUGUAAACUGUGACAAACUUUAUAUUGAAGCUGUAUUUUACUAUUGACCGCUUUGAAUCCUUACACAGAAAUGUUUUGGGAGCUGUUAAACACAUCCCAAAGAAGCAAUAUUUAAUAAAACUAGGAUAUAAAAGUGACACUCACUUGUGUGUGUAUAAGCUCUCUAGAGUUAUUAGGGCCUCCCUUCAUCUUCACCCUGGUGGGGCCAGUCAGUUUUUAAUUACCUAUGUCUGAAAUUUGACAAAAACAUUUUUGUUUUAAGGUUAAUGUAGUUUCUUCAGACAUUCCUAACAUGACUGGUGAUAACAUUUAGCACCUAGAUUGUUUUUUCAGUAUAGGAUUUAUGUAAAAUAAGAGAACUUUGUCUUUGAAAAGAGACAGUAAGUGAUUUAUAGUGAUCAAGGAUCCCAAAUAAUGCAAUUAUUCUCAUGUGUGAGGAAAUGGGAACCUUUUUGUUAGGAAAAUGUCAUUUAAAGGAUACUUCUGCACACAGCAUUAACUAGGAAGCAAAGAACUUGAAUGCUCUAGUUUGCAUGAAGUUUUGGUGACAUUUCUUUAUCUUAUUUAACUUCUUACCUUCCCCAGCACAAUUGAGGUUGUUCUAAACAAUCUCAAUUUGAUUCAUUGUCAACAAAACAAUAGAAUGUUUUGCUGGACACAACCUGGUCCAAUCAUUUGAAAAGUCCACAGUGCAGGGCCUGGGUAGGGUCCAGUGGAGUUUCUGGCACUGGUACCUCUCAAUAGGAUUUCUUUCUAGAGUACUGUACUGUCUCUUGCAGCCAGUCAGGGUCUUUGUAAGCUUCGAUGAAUAUGAUCUGAUUCAAAUGUCUUCUGAUGACUUGAUGUGAUUUGGAGCAGUUUUUUUGUUGUUGUUUUAUGGGUUUUUUUUUUAAUGAUAAUAUCAUGCUGAGUUAUCUAGUCAAUGUAAUAUGGUCCUCGAUGAAAUUUUAGAUGUUUGUCUGAUUCCAUUUUAAGAUGAUUAUUUGAGCUUCUAUAACUAUAACCACCAGAUUCUAGUUUUAAGCAUCUCACUGCAACUGUAUCAUGUCUUCUCAAC